AUGUCUACUGCUCAUUUACGAAUACCUUAUGGACAACCAGCUCACGGCCAAACGGCUGGGACCUUCCCUAGCAUGUUCCUCGGCGCGUACAACUCCACGUUUAGCCAGAAUGUGAAGCCACAUCUGUACGGUAACUCGCCAGCAGUCCUCACGCCCCUGUAUGAGAAGAUCUACCACCGAGGCGCUUCCACGAUUGCGCCCAUCGCAGCUAUCGCUAUAGCAUCGAAUGCUUACCUUGCAUACCAAAGCCGAGAUGAGAAGAAGCGACGGAUGUAUGGGACGGCCGCAGUGCUCGUGUUUACGACGCUUUCACUCACCGCGUUCGCGAUGGAAGGUGGUAUUGACCGGCUCAUUACUAUCAGUACAGAUCAUGAUCUGCAGAGCAAAGCUGGUAUCGAUAUCGAGGUCGUAAGGUUGUUGAAGACUUGGGCGGCUCAGAACUACUUCCAAGCUUCGUUGCAUCUGACGGGAGGACUGUUGGGCCUGUACACUACACUGAGCUAA
Recurvomyces mirabilis is the source of this 504-nucleotide messenger RNA. RefSeq lists its product as uncharacterized. The transcript has 2 exons. The coding region runs from base 1 to 504 and encodes 167 amino acids. NCBI's taxonomy places the organism in Eukaryota, Fungi, Ascomycota, Dothideomycetes, Mycosphaerellales, Teratosphaeriaceae. The record is from RefSeq and is a predicted model, not a curated record.